GCUCUAGAAACAUGCCACUCCUUUUUUAAUAAUCCAAUAAUAAUUGAGGUAUUUGUGUAAUUACAAUACAACACGAACAAAUCAGGUCAGAAAAUUUUCAUAGUCAUUAUAACGGAAAGUUCUAAUGGCCGCAGUCUUCAAUGAUAAUACAAUGUCGGAUUCAUUUAUAAAGCGUCUGCCCGCUAUGUCUAGUCUGUCUGCAUUGGAUGUCUGGAAUCAUCAGUAUCGCAAGACACAAAAGCAUCUAGCACAAGAUAACAAAAUUUGAAGAUGUCACUCACGCCUCAGCAAAUCGACAUUAUCAAGGCCACAGUACCUGUCGUACAAGAGCAUGGCACCAAAAUCACUACCACCUUCUACAAAAAUGUCCUCGCUGCCAACCCAGCGUUGAAUAAUAUCUUCAACCAAACCAACCAAAAGAAUGGAGAUCAGCCACGUGCCUUGGCAGGCGCUCUUGCUGCUUAUGCAGCGAAUAUCGACAACCUCGCUGUACUUUCGAAUGCAGUGGAAAGGAUAUGUCAAAAGCAUGCCUCAUUAUUCAUACGACCGGAACACUAUCCCAUCGUUGGAAAAUACCUCUUAGAAGCAAUGGGCGAAGUACUUGGUGCAGCAUUAACGCCAGAAAUCCUAGACGCAUGGACAGCCGCGUAUGAACAAUUGGCCAAUAUCAUGAUCAAUAGAGAAGCGCAAUUGUAUCAAGAAGCUGGUGAGUGGAAAGAAUGGAGAGACUUCAGGAUCGCAAAGAAAGUCAAGGAAUCCAGCAUUAUCACCUCUUUCUACCUGGAACCCGUGGAUGGAAAACUUCUUCCUCUUUUUAAACCUGGGCAGUAUAUCUCGGUCCAGAUCCAAAUACCACAAUUUGGAUACAUGCAGUCCAGACAAUACUCGUUGAGCGAUCGCCCAAAUGAGAAUUACUAUCGCAUUAGUGUAAAGCGCGAAGAUGCCCUUGUCUUACCGGAAGUCAACACAUCCGUGGAAGCAGGUGUUAUUUCGAAUGCACUUCACGAUACGAAACACGAGGGUGAUAUAAUACAAGUUUCUCCACCACAGGGUGAAUUCUUCCUCGAUCUACACACGAACACCGAUUCUCCUGUAGUUUUGAUCUCCGCCGGAGUCGGCGUUACACCCAUGGUCUCGAUACUAAACACCCUAGUAGAAAGUGGAAGCACCAGACCAAUAUCAUAUGUCCACGCAGCACGCAGCAAGGAAGUGGACGCAUUCCAUGGACAUGUUCAGGAAAUUGCGACGACGCACUCGAACAUCAAUUCUUGGGUUUUCGUCAAGAAUCUACCAGCUGAUGAGUAUGGACACCCGAUUGUUGAUCUUGCUGGACGAAUGGAUUUAUCAAAAGUCAAGGAUGAUGCAUUGCAUCUGGAUGGUUCUUCGACAACUUAUUUUAUUUGUGGACCAGCGGGUUUCAUGAAUGACAUGAGUGAAAGUUUACAAACAUUUGGUGUGAGUGAGGAGCGUAUUAAGUUGGAGGUUUUUGGGACAGGGGAGCUCAGUGAGGCAUAUCGGGUCAGAAUCUGAUGCCGUACAAAGUAUGAGAAGUGUACAAAAAGGAUUGAUAGAAGUUUAAACUCCACUAAAAUGACACAUGAUACCACCCACCGACCAUACAAUCCACAUUAACCAGAAUCUUGAACUUAACCAUGAAUUUAUUCUAUCACACUAAUCCUCGGAGGUGCCAGAUUUAUAGACAUCUCCACCACUUGCCUCCGCUCAUGCACAACACACACAUCCAACCUCUACUUAAGCGAAAGAAAUCCCCCGUCCAAAUCACAAACAAAAGCGGAAUCCGACCAAAAAUCUUCGUGGGGGGUGCAGGGCAAUUAGAUAAUUCGGCAUUUUAAUGAAUUU
This is a messenger RNA of Sclerotinia trifoliorum, 1860 nucleotides long. Lineage: Eukaryota; Fungi; Ascomycota; Leotiomycetes; Helotiales; Sclerotiniaceae. The record is from the annotation of a GenBank genome assembly.